UGCGCACGCGCGGCCGCGCCCGGCUCCGCCGCUGCCCUCAGGCGCCGGCGCCGCCAUGUCGGAGCGGCUGGCCAAGCCCUCCUGCCUCAUCGUCGCCAGCGCCGCCACCGCGGGUGUUUCAGCCCAGUCCUUCCUUCACUGCUUUACUCUGGCCAGCUCUGCCUUUAACCUGCAAGUGGCAACACCUGGGGGGAAGCCCAUUGAUUUUGUGGAUGUCAACGAGGGCAACGCGCGCUGGAUCCAGGACUUCCGCAUGAAAUCCUACGCCAGCCCCGCCAAGCUGGAGUCCAUUGAUGGGGCUCGGUACCACGCCCUGCUGAUCCCAAACUGCCCUGGGGCCGUGACUGACCUGGCCAACAGCGGCUACCUGGCCAAGAUCCUGCAGCACUUCAGCACUGAGAGCAAGCCUAUCUGUGCUGUGGGACAGGGAGUGGCAGCUUUGUGUUGUGCCACCAAUGAGGAUAAAUCCUGGGUUUUCCAGGGAUACAGCCUGACAGGGCCCUCUGUGUACGAGCUGGUGAGGCAGCCAAAUUUUGCCAGUCUGUCCAUUAUUGUGGAGGAUUUUGUGAAGGAUUCUGGAGCCACAUUCAGUGCCAGCAGCCCAGAUGCUGUCCAUGUGGUGCUGGACAGGCACCUGGUGACAGGACAGAACGAGAAUUCCACCCUUCCUGCUGUCCAGAACCUUCUGAUUCUUUGCAAUGUCAGCAGGAAGUGAAGGAGAAGGUCUGUUUGCAAAGAGGAUGGAUGAGGAGCCAGCAGGCUGAGGAUUUCCAUGGCUGUGACCUGGAUGAAACACCCCUCUGACCCCCUGUCCUGGACUCUGAAGUGACUGUGGCAGUGGAGUGGCAGUGUCACGUGCUGUGUGGAUGGAAUGGAUGAAGGUUGUCAGAAGCAGCUGGGACACCAUGUCCCUUACAUUUUUGCUCCAUUUUCUCACUGCUUCCCUAGACCCUCAGUUUACAGAUGUGGGGAACUGUCUUCUCAAACCCCCCCAAAAGUUGGUGCUGUGAAUACAAAUUGCUGAAGCUGAAGGCCUUGCUCUGGGUUGGCAUUGUGCUGGUGCACAGCCUGCCCUUGUUUUCCUCCUGUUCACAUCGCUGGAAUUGUGUGCAGAAAGUUUGCUCAGCUUUUUUUUUAACAUGGUCCUACAAUUGUUUAUUUGUUCUCCUUUGUGCUGCUUACGUUGUGGGUUUUGUUCUCUUGGAAAUACUCCUCUCUGGGAGUGCACUGCUGCUGUCUCUUGCUGGAAUUUUGUGGAGCAGGGCACUGAAAAAUGCAGGUGGCAAAUGUGGGUCCCAUCUGAGGAACCAGCUGUAGGGUGGAGCCUGGGCUCCUCCUUCCUUCUGAGCUGCAGGUGUGCCUUGAAGCUGAGUGUGGAAAGGAAUAAUAAGACUGAGAUUUAUAAAAAAUUGUUGCAGUCUCAAACAUGUAAAAUUAUUGGAAAGUAAAUAAAUUAACUUUCAGAUAAUUUAUUUUCCUUCCCUCUUGGAGUUGUGGGCAGCAUUUCUCCAGUGCCCUGAAGAAAUGGGGUUGCAUUUUUGUUUUCUUACCAGGAUAUUACAAUAUUUUCAUUCUAACAAGUCAUCAGGUAGGGAAAUUUUUCUGUGUAAAUCUAUUUUUUUUAGCUCUGUCUCAAGAAUUCAUUGUGAUUUUAGAAGACAGACUACUGUGGGUUUAGCUGGGCCUUCUGCUGUUGCAUUCCAGAGCUCAGCUUACACAACUUUGGCAUUGAUGGAAAUUAAAACCGGAAUUUGAAAUGAAAAUUGUGCUUUGAUAGAUAUUAAAUUAUCAAUUUGCUUUGAUAAUUUAAAUCUUCAUUCCUGACAAGCCAUCUUGGGGAUUUGAUGUUGACACCAUGAGGAAAUACCUUCAGCCUGGAAAGCCACAUCUUGUUUGUGAAGUGGGAGACUGUAUUUCCUUAGGGUCUUUGUUUCCUUGGGAUUUUGCCAAAAUUGCUACAUCUUUUCCCUGCUUACCUGUAAAAAUAGAACAUUGGUGUCUACCCUGUGUCCUGUUUUCAUUCCUUAACUGAGGUUCUGUCCAGGCUCAUUCAUCUGCUGCUAGGUGAGCAGACAUGCUUUGUUCAGUCCCAUUGUACAAUUUUUCCUUAUUUUGUGACAUCCAGGACCUGCUGGAAUUGCUCUGCUUGUGCCUCUGUCAGGAGGUUGGACAAAGCACACUGCCUGGGGGCUUGAUGGUGUUUUCUUUUUCCUCCCAUAUGAGAGCAGAAAAAAGAUGACUUCCUGUGUGUAUUUUCACUUUCCCAUCACACAUCCACUUUUAUCUCCUCAGCCAUGAAGUUCUUGGGAAAACUGGGGGAGAAAGGUGUGGUUGGGCAGCAGGUGGCUGGAGAGGUGACGUGUGCAGGUGGCUCUGGAUGUGGUGGGCUGGGUUGUGUCACCCUCACAAGUCAUGCUGACAAACUGGAAGCCACCUGAGUCAUAGAUUCAUGGGAUUUAGGCUGGAAAAGAGCUUUUAAGGUCAAGUCCAAGCAUCAGUGCAGCACGUUCACCACUCAGCACCAUGGGUAUCACAUCCAUGUGUUUUCUGAACCCUUCCAGGGCUGGUGACUCCACCACUGCCCUGGGCAGCCUGUUCCAGUGCUUGAGGUCCCUUUCCAUGAAAUUUUCCCUACUAUCCAACCUAAACUUCCCCUAGCACAACAUGAAGCCAUUAGUGAUGAUAGCUAUUAAUUUCUUGUACAGUAUGACCAAUUUUAUCCAGGGAUUGGAAAAAAAAUGUUCAAAAAACUGGGAAAAGAAGAUCAAAUGAACAUAGGAAACACAAAGUUGUUGAAUGUCAUCCAGGCAGAUGUGGAGGUACCUGCUAGAAGCAUCAGAGUGCCCCUGGAGCACAUGGAGCAGGAUGAAUCCAAAGGGAUGAGGAGUUUUCUUGGAUGUUGGCUCACAGCUGUAAAGGAGCACUGCUGUCCUGCACCCCACAAAGGAUUUCUUCUCCCAAAAAGAGGACAGCCACCAUCCCUAAGCUCUGCUUUCCUGUACCCCGUUUCAGGAAUGGAGGAGGUGCUGGGAGCAGCAGUGUGUCUCCCUUAGCACAGUGUGUGAUGGGAGGAAGGAAAAGCUUUUCCAACCCCCCUCCAAGCUUUGUGUGUUUGCACAGAGCUGGAUGUUGAAAUCAGAGAGCAUCCACCAAAGGAAAGGUUGGGAAAGGUGCUGUCAUUUUAAAAUCAAUGCUUUGAAGUUUAUCUAUUUAUUCUUUGGGAUUUCUCCAAACAUCUGUGUUGUAUCUGCCCCCCUAAUUCCUGAGUCCUGUCCUUGUGGCUGUGAGAGCCACAGACCUUCCUGAGAGACAGGAGACAUCUCCUGAUUUCUUAAUCUGAGGAGGUAUGGAGAUCUGGGAAAUCCCAGGAGUUUGUAAGCAGGGCACAGACAGGGCCCUGGGAGAGAUCCCUCCAUCUGCAGAAGAAAGGGGAAGCUGAGGAAGAGUUAAGGAGUGAACUUUGUGUGACUGACUAAAGAGCGGUGCAAGCUGAAGGUAGAUGUGGUGCUUGGGGUUUUUUUUCAUUUCAGAAAGGAUGUGGGCUCUGUGGCUUAGCACAGGCACCUCACAACAUCCAUCUGUGCUGCAGAGAAAGAACCCCAGUGCUGGGAGGAAACACCUGCUGCCACCACAGGAAGGAAGGGAUCCUGUGACUGACCCCGUGACCCCUCUUGCCUCCUCAGCUCUUGAGAGGCAUCUGUUGGACUGAAGACCUAAUAAGGAAUUUGAAGAUUAAAAUCCUAUCAGAUGUCUUCUGCAGCAAUGAAUUGACCAUAUUACAAGGCAAGUCGGUUUUAAUUUGCAUGUAUUGACAAAAGUGCCACAAAAAUUUUAAAUUCCAUUUGUCCCUUUGCAAAUUGAUUAAAAAAAAAAAAAGCAUGGUACAGAAAUCUAUCCAUACACAGCAUGAUACUUGUACAGGUAAGACAUUUGUACAUCCACUGAACCUCAGGUGAUCCAUCUCAGCU
This is a messenger RNA of Passer montanus (Eurasian tree sparrow), 3968 nucleotides long. RefSeq names its product glutamine amidotransferase like class 1 domain containing 1 (gene GATD1). The transcript is spliced from 11 exons. The coding region runs from base 56 to 715 and encodes 219 amino acids. The record is from RefSeq and is a predicted model, not a curated record. NCBI's taxonomy places the organism in Eukaryota, Metazoa, Chordata, Aves, Passeriformes, Passeridae.